CAGUGGUCUGCUUUCAGUGCACAUAUAGCAGCUUCACUCCCCACAACAAACACAACAGAGAGGAAAAUGUUUAACUGUACAGAGUGGAAAGACCUGCUGCGGAUCUACUACCUGUCGCCUGCCUAUGCUGUAGAGUUUGCCCUGGGUUUCCCUGGCAACCUCCUGGUGGUCCUGGGCUAUGUGUUCUGCCUGCAGAAGUGGAGGAGCACCAAUAUCUACCUGUUCAACCUGACGGUCUCUGACCUAGUCUUCCUGUGUACGCUUCCACAUCUUUCCUACCUGUAUGCCAACAACCUAAAGAACAUCGCUAGCUGUAUAAUCAACCGUUACAUCCUGCACACCAACCUCUACUCCUCCAUCCUCUUCAUGGUGUGGGUCAGCAUGGACCGCUUCCUGCUCAUACGAUACCCAUCACGUCAGCACUUUCUGCUGACAAAUCGUGCGGCUGUCUGCUUGUCCAUCCUUACCUGGGUGUCAGUAAAUGCCCAGGUUGCCCCCCUCAUUUCUUACAUGGUCCAGGACCUGAACAAAUAUAACAUCUGCCGUGACUUUGGGAGCCUAGGGGAUGUGGAUUACACCCUUGGAUAUAGUCUGGCGCUGACAGUGACUGGCUACCUGCUUCCCCUGCUGGGACUCUGUUUCUUCUCCUACGACAUCUACAAGCUCCUCCAUGCCCAGGAGGGUGUGAUACAGGGCAGGAAGUCAACGUUCCGCCGGCCCCUAAGAGUGGUCUCUGCUGCAACAGCCUUGUUUUUUAUACUGUACCUACCGUAUCAUGUUAUGCGGAAUGUGAGGAUAAUGUCGCAGCUUUCCCUGGCAGGGCUGUCUCUGGACCAGCAAAAAUGUAUAGAGGGUGCUUACAUGUUAACCAGGCCUGUGGCAUUUGCCCACAGCGUUAUCAACCCUGUGUUCUACUUCCUCAUAGGAGACCAGUUUAGAGAGCUGCUGUUGGCCAAGAUCAGAGGGCUAGGGAGAGUAAUACAAACAAACAGAGUGUCACGGACUUCAGAUCUUGUUAGAAACCCAGACUUAGGCAUGCAUAGUUGCACACAAACUCACAUUCAAACCCAAACACAAAUGUAAUUAGAAACAGAGGCUGCCACAGAAAUAGGAAGAUCAAAGAAAUUAAGAUAUGAGUCAAUUCACUGGACUUUUAGUAAAAAAAAAGCUAAAAACAUAGACAUCAAACAUAAAAUAAGUGGAAUUAACUUUUCUUAGACAUGCCAUGGUGUCGUUUAUCAUUGUAAACUUGACAUUCCAGAUUUAUUGCAUGCUAAAUAAAAGAUUUUACUCCAUUUAUUGACAUCCCCUGCAUUUUGGUCAAUUAUGUUACUCUUAUACAUCCACCCAUGUCAAAUGUUAUGGUAUAUUCCAAAAAAUCUAAUGACGACCUGGAGGUGACAUCAUUUGGGUCU
This is a messenger RNA of Esox lucius (northern pike), 1415 nucleotides long. Its product is annotated as succinate receptor 1. Gene Ontology annotation, biological process: G protein-coupled receptor signaling pathway. The record is from RefSeq and is a predicted model, not a curated record. Lineage: Eukaryota; Metazoa; Chordata; Actinopteri; Esociformes; Esocidae. Gene Ontology annotation, cellular component: plasma membrane. Gene Ontology annotation, molecular function: G protein-coupled receptor activity. The transcript is spliced from 2 exons. Bases 67 to 1083 code for a protein of 338 amino acids.